Molecule: messenger RNA, 396 nt
Organism: Saccostrea echinata
Lineage: Eukaryota; Metazoa; Mollusca; Bivalvia; Ostreida; Ostreidae
Exons: 5
Coding region: 49-396 (115 amino acids)
Source: RefSeq, a predicted model, not a curated record
AACACAAGUUUAAGACUGUGUCCAUAUGAACAUUGGGAGAAGGCAGCAAUGUCGGCUUGUAUUCCUUCGGAGAACUUCCAUUGUUUACAUGACGAAUACGACCGGAUUGGAUGGCUGUGUACCGAACCAAUAUGGAUUGAGAAAGGAAGAUGCCCUGUUUACAAUUCUGGGGCCAAAAAGCUGGAUUCUAUUUCCUGCAAUACAGACAACUGUCCCUCAGGGAAUUACAGAUCGAAUUAUGCUUAUAUAAAAAAUGGCUGUCGCUUGAACACAAAGAAAACCGAACAAAAGAAUACAAUAAACAGCACUGUAAGCACUGAUACUGAAGUCAACAAAACAACGGGUAUGGAGUACUUUGCAGCAAUUGGUCUGGACAUUAGUAACAACAAUUCAUGA